AUGGCCUUUCGUGGCAUGGGGAAUGGAGUGAUUGGACCAAUAGAACCAAAAGCAUCGAAUGGUCAUAGGUUCAUCCUGGUGGCCAUUGAUUAUUUUACAAAGUGGGUGAUAGCAGUAACUUUCAAGUCAGUGACCAAGAAGGUUAUGGUGGAUUUCAUUCAUUUCAAUAUCAUCUAUCGAUUCGGUAUUCCAACGGUAAUUGUUACCGAUAAUGCUGCAAAUCUCAACAGUCGUUUAAUGCAAGAGGUAUGCCAUCAAUUUAAGAUUGAACAUCGAAAUUCAACUCCGUAUCGCCCAAAAGCAAAUGGGGAUGUAGAAGUUGCUAACAAAAAUAUAAAAAAGAUACUUUGUAAAAUGGUGCAAGUUAUACCUGCAGAAGUUGAGAUUCCAUCCCUAUGGAUUGUUGUGGAGGCUGAAAUUGAUGAUGAUGAGUGGAUCAGAACACGGUUGGAUCAAUUAACUUUGAUUGAUGAGAAGCGAUUGACAUCAGUAUCCCAUGGACAAUUGUAUCAGAAAAGAAUGACACGAGCAUACAACAAAAAGGUGCGUCUCAGAUGUUUCGAAGAGGGUCAAUUAGUAUUGAGGCACAUUCUGCCACACCAGGCCGAAGUCAAAGGCAAAUUUUCUCCAAAUUGGAAAGGACCAUUCAUUGUAAAGAAGGUAUUAUCCAAUGGUGCUCUUUAG
Molecule: messenger RNA, 684 nt
Organism: Solanum tuberosum (potato)
Lineage: Eukaryota; Viridiplantae; Streptophyta; Magnoliopsida; Solanales; Solanaceae
Exons: 2
Coding region: 1-684 (227 amino acids)
Biological process (GO): DNA integration
Molecular function (GO): nucleic acid binding
Source: RefSeq, a predicted model, not a curated record